Molecule: messenger RNA, 1385 nt
Organism: Echinops telfairi (small Madagascar hedgehog)
Lineage: Eukaryota; Metazoa; Chordata; Mammalia; Afrosoricida; Tenrecidae
Gene: EPCAM
Product: epithelial cell adhesion molecule
Exons: 9
Coding region: 18-956 (312 amino acids)
Cellular component (GO): membrane; bicellular tight junction
Molecular function (GO): cadherin binding involved in cell-cell adhesion
Source: RefSeq, a predicted model, not a curated record
GCGAAGGCGCGCUCACUAUGGCGCCUCCCCGGGCCCUCGCCUUGGCCCUCCUGCUCGCGACCGUGGCGGUGGCCACGGCUCAGAAAGAAUGUCGCUGUGAAAACUACAAGCUGACCACAAACUGCAGCACGGACAGCAGUGGUGAAUGUCGCUGCACUUCUCUUGGUACACACCAUACUGUCGCUUGCUCUAAAUUGGCUACUAAAUGCUUGGUGAUGAAGGCGGAAAUGACAGGCUCAAAGUCUGGGAGAAGAGUCAAGCCUGAGGGGGCAAUCCAGAACAACGAUGGGCUUUAUGACCCUGACUGUGACGAGAAGGGGCUCUUCAAGGCCAAGCAGUGCAAUGGCACUGCCACGUGCUGGUGUGUCAACACUGCUGGGGUCAGGAGAACCGAUAAGGACACGGAAAUAACGUGCUCUGAACGUGUGAGGACUUUUUGGAUCAUCAUUGAACUAAGACACAAAUCAAGAGAAAAACCUUACAAUGUUGAAAGUCUAAGGCUGGCUCUUGAAGAGGCAUUCGCAACUCGUUAUCAGCUGAAUCGAAAAUACAUCACAAACAUUCUGUAUGAAAAUGAUGUCAUCACUAUUGAUCUGGUACAAAAUUCUUCUCAGAAAACUCAGAAUGAGGUGGACAUAGCGGAUGUGGCUUAUUAUUUUGAAAAAGAUGUAAAAGGGGAAUCUUUGUUUCAUUCCCCGAAAAUGGACCUGAGUGUAGAUGGAGAACAACUGGAUCUGGAUCCUGGUCAAACUCUAAUUUACUAUGUUGAUGAAAAAGCGCCUGAGUUUUCGAUGCAAGGGCUGAAAGCUGGGAUCAUUGCUAUCAUCGUUGUUGUGGCCUUAGCAAUUAUCGCUGGGAUUGUCGUGCUGGUUGUUUCCAGAAGAAAGAGAAUGGCCAAGUACGAGAAGGCCGAGAUCAAGGAGAUGGGUGAGAUGCAUAGGGAACUGAAUGCGUAAUUACAAGAAAUUGAGUUAUUACAAGGAGGGAAAUUAACAGUCUCAGAGGUCUACUGUACAAGCAUGAGAUAAAGAGAAGAUUGAGGAUUCUAUUUUGUUAGCAUAGUAUGUUUGUAAUUGUAAAACUUGUACUCAAAACAUAAGCAGCUUGAAAUUGGUUUUAUCAAUCUUAAAAUUUUGACAAGUGUCUUAUAUAUGCAGAUCUAAUGUAAAAGUGACAACUUUCUACUGCGUAGUUAACAUUAUUUAUGUACAACAUUGGGAAGUAUAUAUAUUAAAUAUGCUUUCACCUUAGACUGCAUGACUGUUGCCUCAUUCACUUGUGAUUAAAAGCUGCCUUUCUAUUUACAUUUUGAGUUGUACAUAUUAUUGCUUUUAAUUUCUUUAAACUUUUUUAUGGAUUACGAAAUAAAACAUUUUAAAACUGAA